ACGCACCAAUCAUCUUGCGACAGCUUGACCUUCAAGUGCUCGCAACCUUCUUCAGUGGACGACACCCCUGAAGUGUUGCCUUUCUCCCGUGCCUGACGCCACCUGAUGGAGUUGAGUCCCAGUGAGUUUUCAGAUUAUUCGGUACUGCAGGACAAAGAAAAUAUUGCUGUAUGCAAUGAGCCGAAAUCAGAGCUCAUGAAUGAAAAGAUUGUCAAACAAUGUGAAUUCUAUUUUUCGGAUGCAAAUAUUCUAAAAGACCAAUUCCUUCUAAACUUAGUCAAGUCAUCAAAGGAGGGAUGGGUGGAUCUCUCUGUAAUUGCAGGUUUUAAAAAACUCCAGUCUUUGACGACGGACCUUAGCGUUAUUCGUCAGUCACUGGCAGCUUCAACUAAAAUUGAGGUGUCAGAAGAUGGGAACACAAUUCGACGCAUUGAUCCUUUGCCCGUAUGGGAUAAGUCCGUUUACUACCGUACCAUCAUAUUGUCGGAAUUCCCAGAAAAUUCGAACGUCACAGUGGAGAGUAUUCAGGAGUUCUUCACGAUAAAUGGCCAUCCUCCAUCUUUAGUGCGCGUUCUGUUUCCAAACCGCAAGAUACCAUCUGAUCUUAAACGUUCACAAAUACUACAUAAUCAACUCGGCGUCAAAAUCUGCGCUGUUGUUGAAUUCCCUAAUCGACCUGAUGCAUUAAAAGCAAUUAAUUUAUCUCGCUCUCACUGGGGGAAAAUAUAUGCAUACCUUUUGUGUCAUGGCAAUAAAAAACUGAAUAAAAACCAACCUGAACAUAAGACUAAGUACUGCUUAUCAACUUAUUCAGGCAACUCCGUGACGAGUUACUGGUUCAUUUCUUUGCGGUCACUUGUGCGAAGCUUGUUGAUCUUCGACCGCCUGCUCAAAUCAAGAUUGUUAAAAAAACUAAGCAUUCAAAUGAUAUUAUACGCACUUAUCCGUAUUUGCUUCGAUUAGCUUCAGCGUUAGCUACUACAUAAGCUUAAAAAGAUGCAUUUCUUCUCAGAGCUUGAAAAAGUACUUCAAAGUAGUCAAAUUUCUGCGUAAAUAAUCUUUUUUGAAACAGAUCCCUCGCGAAAAUUCUAUUAUAUUUAGAUAUCGGUUGUCAGAUUUCCUUAACCUGACACAUAACCUGAGUCUACAAGUAAAUGAGGUUGCCGAAAAAUACACUAAUUAUGGUCAAAUGAGGCAUUAGUGAUAUAUGAAUUAUUUGUUAUUGAUGUAUUGUUAGUGGGAUAUUAUAGAUUGCAUUAAAGCAUGUUCCGUACAGAAUCGUGUCAGGGAACGCUGACUGGCCAUUUCUUAGCUAAUCAGCACCAGGGGAUACUUGGGAAAGACUCUAGAAUCUUGUGUGAAGAUUAUAAAUAUACUGACGUUUUUCUCAUUGUAAUUCCUACUUCUAUUCAACCUUUUUUAUUUGAAAUAUAAUUAUGUUCCUCUUCAACUGUUUUCUGAUUUAGGAACUUACCUAGUGAAGUAAAGUGUAUGAAGAAUACUAAGCAAUAAGACUAACUGGGUCAUAGUACGAGAGAUUGUAACACCGUACGCAAUACAAAUUGUCCUCAUUAUUGAUGAUCUUGCUGUUUUCUAAAUUAUAUUCAUGAAAAGCAAAGUAACAAAUGUGACCACAAAAAAUAUAUAUCAGUGAUUCACUAACAGUUUACCGCUUUGAUUUUCAAAGCGAUUAGACACCAUAAAAUCAUGUAAACAUUAUCGAGUGUUCAUUACAUGAUAAGUAUUGUUAGUGAGAUGUCAUUUUAUCAAUGGGAGUAUUUCGUAUUAGAAAUUAAUUUCUUAACAAAAAUGAUAAGAGUUUCAAUAGCCAUCCAUGCCAUAAACUAAUCUAUUUAUUCUACUCACAGUGAGUUCCUGUGCAUGAAGACUAUUGGUUUUGGUUAUAUUGGUGGUUUGCACAGAGCUUUCACUAGUAAAUUUAACGUGAUAGUUUUUUUCGGUUAUGACAUUGGAUGAUAGGAGCUCUACAUUUGACUUGACCACUCGAUUCCAUGUCAGUGAUCUAUAGAUAAAGCGCUCUCUGUGGGACCUAGAAGUCGUGGGUACGGUUCUUGGUAAACAUUGUUGAAGCGCUGCCUCAAACUAAGAUAAAUUGAUUAUCCAGUGCUCCAAAGUUUCCAGAGGUUCUCCCACCUGAUGCCGAUCCGCGACAACAACCAUUUUCACACUGAUUUAAUCUCUAAAAUAUGAAAAAAAUUAAUAUCACUUCAUAAGGGUUUGGUCAUAGGCACAAAUAAUAACUAAGUAGUCGAUAUCUCAUCAAGCAAUCGGUUAUUUUUAUUGUUUGCGAACAGGAUGUAUGAAUCACAAACUUGAGCCAAAGUUCGGUAAUCUAUCUAAUGUUUGUAAAUUCACGUGAUUGUAUAUGCGUAUAUGUAGUCACAGUAUAAAUUCAUGGAUACAUGAAUUCGUCGUUUUUCAUUUACGGUUCUUUUGAGCAUAUGCCAACAUUUUGAUUUUUGUUUCUAGUAUCCCUAAUACCACCAAUUCCAAGGGUGUUGCUGAUGACAAAGUUGAACCCAUUCGCAAACCACUUCUACGUCGUCUGGAUUGCCUUAGCAACAAUAGCAUUCAUGUGUCUCACGUACGAGAGCCAAUAGGUCCACCAACUGAAGAAAGUGCUGGUUUUUUGCCUGGUUGGCGUGAAUUACUCCGGUUGCAGCGAAUGCUGAUUCGUGACGGAGCUGAAGUGAAUAAGUCUUCAGAAGCUGAACUUCAGCAAUUGGAUAAUGCGAUUGUUUGUAUAGACUCCGGUGCAGUUUGCGCCUCUUAGAAAACAACCAGUCACAUAUAACAGAAGUAUGUCAAUUUUUCGGUGAUAAAUGCAUCCUUCAUGAUCAUCUAUGUUUCACUUGAACCACUCAUAUCUCUCCAUUUUUGCUAUAUAUAUACCAGAUUCAGAAUACAACAAAAUUCUCUUGUCUAACACUGGUGACACAUUCCUAUUUUAUAAUAGAUAUUUCUGUAGUUAGACAAACGACAUUUUUUCAUCAAACUAUUUCAGAAUAAUUGUUUCAAUUCUUUUUUUAAAAGUUGCCUGUAAUUUGAGAUAUCAAUAGAUGCAUCUUCAAAGUAAUAUGACAAUUAUACAGUGUAAAAUAAAGCAUAAUCAUAUGAUGCAUGAAUACCGGAAAAUUCGUUUGUGAGAUCUUUCAUUGCUUUUCUGAUAUAUCAUCUCUCAAAAAGACACUUGUUGACGGUUUAGUACUGCUCUACAAGACGACAUCCAAACAAUACGUCUCAGAAACUUGAAUACCAACAUAUUUUGCUAUCGUUCCAUGAUACGAUGGCAGAUUUUCUCUGAGUUUUUUAUCAGUGCCUAGUGUGUGAAGAUUUAGUGUACUAUGUGUAGACUGUAUUCAUGAUACCGUAGUGUGUCUAGACGUCUUCACAUGUUUGUUUUGUGUUUGUGUCAUCAGACUAAUUCUGUUGUUCUGUGUUAUUUAACCUAUUCGUUGCUGUCAACGAUAGUACUUGUAAGGUAACAUGAACAAAGAUUUCAGCAGAAUAGCAUGAAUUCAUUUUAUUUCGUUUGGUCGUCGUCGUCUGCUUACAACCUGUGACAUUUAAAAAUUAUAAUUGCAUACAUGGAAGAGUUUAGUUGGAAGCUACUUUGAAUACACGACAUUAUAGUAUAGCAAGGGUGUAAAUGAAUUCAAUAGACUGAAUAGAAUACUGUUGUUAGCGGAAUAUAAAUUGAAUUAAAGCACAUUCCGUGCAAUAUUAUGUCGGGGCACGCUGAUUAGUUAUUUCUUGACCAAUCAGUGCUAGUGGAUACUUGGAGAAGACUCUAGAAAAACCAUAAAUACUCUAACGUUUUUCUUAUUGUAAUUCCUACUUCUAUCUACCCUUGUUAUUUGGAAUAUAAUUUCGUUCCUGAUCAACCGUAUUGUGAUUUGGGGACUUGUCGAGUGAUUUGGUGUCCAAGAAUACUAAGCAAUAAGAAUAGCUGCGUCGUAAUAAGAGAAAUUAUAACAACUGUGAAUAUACAUAUUAUGGGAAAGAAAAUUCUACGACAUAGAUAUUAACAAAAGUCCAAAGAGCUAGAAACGUAACGCGUAAACGCUGAUAAUACGUAAGAAUAAAGUGAGUAAAGCUCAGUCUAUAAAGAUAAGAUCACUAGCUUAGAAGACAGACGGAAUAAACAGACAAUGUACGUAAUUGGUUGAAGGAAGAUUAAACAUAAUUUUCAUGUUACAAAAGCUAAGAAAGGUUUAAAUCUUUCGAACGCUUAAAUCAGGUUUGUGACGCCCGUUAGCAACGGUUUUAAUAAACUAGAGCUUGACUGUUUACGGAUCAUUUUGAAGGAUUGCAAAGUAUCGAGUUUAUGUCCUUUAUCCAACAGAUGUUUGGUAAUUGUGCUGUUUAAAGUAGUUCCCUCUUGUUCAAAGACUUGAAACGUAUUCAAAAAUGUAAGAUAUGGCCCCCUUUCUGUUCGACCAAUAUAGCUGUUUUGGCAAGUACUUAUAAACACAGUUGGCGGUAAUAUAAAAUGAGUGUUUAUCGACAUUUGAUUAAGUGACUAAACAUAUUUUAUACAAUAUUAGUUUGCCUGCCGGGUACGUUUUGGUUAGAUUCAACACGUUAAAACAGUCUAAGAAAAUCCCAUGAUUCAUAAUGAUAGUUUGAUGCUAUCCUUUCUCUCAUGUUAUACAUUGUCGUCAAAUACACUUAUUAAACAAGUUUGCAAUAGACAAGGAUCCUAUCAAAUUUACAAUUUAUUCAUUAGUUUUCCUACCGUUUAGGUACAUAUUCAGUCAUCACGUAUAGGAUAUUACGAUUUCUCCACUCGACGUGUCUCUAUACGCACAUAAACUGAUUAACACAGUCUGAUAUAACCUAGUCACCUAUAUAGUGUUUGGGUGUUAUGUUUAGCUUAACUAGAGAAUUCACAUGUCUCAAGAGUAAGGGAUUUAUUGUAAGUAGAUUAUUCGCCUAGUCGUUAUCUUAAUUAGUCCGGCCACCCAUAAAUAAGCGUGUGUCGUAAUAUUAUUCAGAUUCGAGCAACACAAAAUCCUGUAGUUUUAGUCGUCUCCUUCAUAGCUGGGUUGUUCAGUUGUAAGCGGAGUUGUAUAGUAGCUAAGUCGGGUCACAUUAUCUGGCCUCUUCAAUGUAAGAUAAAUGCACUAGAUCUCAAAUUUUACGGCCCAUAAGUCUUAACAGAUAUCUACUAAGCCGCAUUAUUUUUUACUUGAAGUGGCUUUUUUGUUGUUUCAUCCGCAUUUGAUUAUGUCAAUCAGUCAGCUACAACGUAGGACC
Molecule: messenger RNA, 5280 nt
Organism: Schistosoma mattheei
Lineage: Eukaryota; Metazoa; Platyhelminthes; Trematoda; Strigeidida; Schistosomatidae
Source: the annotation of a GenBank genome assembly